AUGCGAAGUUCAGGCGCAGAAACUGCUUGUUAUACUCUCGUGUCAUUAACCAGUGAGAGUAAGUUAUACACGGAACAGAAGUUGCGUGAAGACCUUCAAAGCGAAAAUGUUUCUGUCAAACGAGAAGCUCUUAAGGAGCUUAUUCGAAACUCAAUCAAUGGCGAAAAAUACCGCGACCUGCUCAUGAUUGUUAUUCGUUUUGUGAUGCCUUCACAGGACCACACAAUAAAAAAACUCCUCCAUCUAUUCUGGGAGGUAGCACCCAAGUACUCUGCUGACGGCAAAUUGCUUCAUGAGAUGAUCCUUGUUUGUGAUGCCUACCGUCGUGACCUUCAACAUCCUAACGAGUACAUACGGGGAUGUACGCUUCGCUUCUUAUGCAAGUUAAAGGAACCAGAGCUACUUGAACCUCUCAUGCCGUCUAUUCUUCUCUGUCUAGAGCACCGUCAUGCGUACGUCCGACGUAAUGCUGUCUUGGCUAUUUUCACAAUCUACAAAAAUUUUGAGCAUCUUAUUCCCGACGCCCCGGAACGGAUGCUGAAUUUCCUAGAACAGGAACAGGAUCCCUCGUGCAAGCGUAAUGCUUUCCUCAUGCUUUUACAUGUCAGCCAGGACACAGCCGUGCAGUAUCUUUCGCGUUGUAUUGAUGCCGUGGACACAUUCAGUGAAACUAUGCAGUUGGUUGUUGUCGAGUUAAUACAUAAGGUGUUCCGCUCACACCCCUCUGAAAAAGUCAAGUUUAUUCGUUGCGUUUUCUCCCUUCUUAAUUCUACAAGCUCCUCUGUACGCUAUGAGGCGGCUACAACAUUGAUUACGCUCAGUGGCGCCUCUCCAGCCAUUCGCGCAUCGGCUUCGUGUUAUAUUGAUCUCAUUCUGAAAGAGUCUGAUAAUAAUGCAAAGCUUGUUAUUCUCAACAGUCUUAUCGGGCUACGCGUUCAGCACGAAAAGAUUCUUCAGGAACUUGUCAUGGACGUUGUUCGGAUCCUAAACGCGUCAGACGUGGAGUUGAGGCAAAAGGCCCUUGAACUGAUUUUCGAUCUCGUUACCACGCGAACGGUUGAUGAUUUAAUAGGCUUCUUGCGAAAGGAACUGAUUAAAACAUGUGCAUCUACGCCCUCUACUACCACUACUACCCCCUCUGGUGAAAACAGCAGCGAUUCUACGAAUAAGAUCUCUAGCGAUGAAGAUACCUACAGGCAUGCACUGGUUCGGACACUCCGAGCCAUUUGCCUGAAGUUUCCAAAUUCUUUACCUGCUAUCCUUCCGACUCUAUGCGACACUCUAACAUACACCGAACUUCAGGAUUCAAAAGCAGCCGUCGAAAUCUGUCGUUUUUUGCGGGACGAUGUCUAUCGCCACCCACAUCACAAGGCGCUCAUCUUGGAAAAAAUUUUGCAAGUUCUUCCCUCUGUUGCCGGUUUCGAAGUUUUAGGGCACCUGCUUUGGAUCUGUUGCGAAUUUUGCUCGAUUAAGACUGAUAUUCUCGAAUUUAUGCAGGUUUGUCUUGGUCCACUUCCAUUGGUUCAAAAGGAGGUGGCUAGAGUUGCCGCUGAGUUCGGCCCUACGUCCGAAGAAAACGGUGACACUGGUGAAAAGUGCGACUCGGCCACCCCUGCUGAAGCUCCUAUAAAAAAAGUAACAGCUGAUGGUGCCUAUGCUACCCAGUCUGCCCUCACCAUCGGAUCCGGUGCUUCCUCAGCUGAUAACUUCAAACGCCCUGUUAUUCAGGCCGCUCUCUUCACCAACCACUUUUUUGUCGGUGCUGUACUCUCAGCCGGUUUGGUCAAGCUCUACAGUCGCUACAUUAGUCUUGUCGAUAGUUCCGAGUCGGGUGUUGAAGCGAAGAACAAGUUUUCCGCCGAGUGCAUGCUAAUUAUCUCAAGCAUUAUCCAUCUGGCUCGUAGUGGGCUCGUUACUCGUCAUGUCAACCCCGAUAUUAUCGACCACAUGUGGACUUGCUUGGUGGCCCUCUCAGACAGUCGUACGAACGUGGCGAGCGCUUUUGAGAAGCUUGGUCGUGGUGUUCUCGGCGAGAUGUUGGAAAUCCAAGAAGCAGAGGCCAAAGCAGAAAUGAAGAAGCGCCUUGCCAUCGUCAACAACGAGCUUUCCGCAUCUUCGGUGACGAAGGUCAACAAAGUAGAUACCCCUGUCAACUUCAGUAUGCUUGUACCCCCUGGCGAAGAUCAGAGUGAACAGGUCGACCAGUUUACUCUGACUCUUAGUCAAGCCCUCACAGGUACUGCUAAGACUGGUGACGCUUAUGCCACAUCAAAACUCAAAAAAGUCCAUCAACUGACCGGAUUCUCCGACCCAGUCUACGCCGAAGCUUUCGUCAGUGUAAAUCACUUCGACAUCGCCCUCGACGUGUUGCUCGUCAAUCAGACCAACGACACGCUGCAGAACCUCACCUUGGAGCUCUCUACUCUAGGCGACCACAAACUGGUUGAAAAGCCCCGUGCUAUUACCCUGGCUGCACAGGACUUCGCCAACAUCUGUGCCAAUAUCAAGUCUCGUCAUGGGGUUCUGCGCUCUUAA
Messenger RNA from Mesocestoides corti, 2535 nucleotides. NCBI's taxonomy places the organism in Eukaryota, Metazoa, Platyhelminthes, Cestoda, Cyclophyllidea, Mesocestoididae. The record is from the annotation of a GenBank genome assembly.